AUGAAGGAGAUGAGCCGCAAGUGCUUUCUUGAAGGGGAAUCUGGAUGGAGCAUCUCUGUGACUACCACAGUCCACCCCCUGUGCCUCUUGGAUCUAUGUCUCCAUACACUUUCGGUGAUCAGCUCCUCCAUGAAUCCAUGGGGCUCUUUUCUAGAAGGGAGACAGAAGAGAGAGGUUAGCUGGACGAACUACAGGCUCAAUACUAUAGCUAUUCUCUGGAUCCAGCUGACACUCAUAGAUUCUUUCCUCCACUAUCAGUCUCUUGCUCCUUCAUCCUCAGUGGAGAUUGACCCUGAAGAAGUCGACAGCUGGAGGCUGAGUGAAAACUGUCUUUCCUGCAGGUUGAAUAAUGGCCUACUGAAUCGUCCCUAUCCAUCGAGAUCCCCAGAAUCUGUGACUGUUACCUUAUACAACAAAAGAAAGGUCACAGAUGUGAUCAAGUUAAAGAUUUUGAGAUGGGAAGAUGAAUGUGGGUUAUCCAGGUGUCUCCACUCUGUUCAGGAUAUAGCUACAGACUGUGGAACCAAUGAGCUGCAGGUGGAAAUUAAUUUUCAGUGGAUUUUCCCACAACUGGCACUGCAGCCAUUUGGUGCUUUUUAUUUCAGUGUCAUCCCUUUUGCUGUGAGGGGUCGGGAGGCAGGCUGGUCUAUUGAGAAGGAAGUGUUAGCAACUCCACGGUCAGUGAAGGCUGCGGUACGUGAUGGAACACGGGUGCCCUUCCGUUUAGGCUACCACGUGAAUGUGCAAGAUGGGGGAAAUCAGCGAGAACUUGCCCGCCAGAAAAACAUGAAGAAAUCCCAGGAAAUUAGCAAGGAAAGAAAAGAGGAUGAUAGCUUGACCACCUCUCAGAGAAAGCAGAGGGACUCUGAGAUAAUGCAACAAAAGCGGAAGGCAGCUAAUGAGAAGAAGUCUAUGCAGACGAGAGAAAAAUGA
This is a messenger RNA of Odobenus rosmarus divergens (Pacific walrus), 933 nucleotides long. RefSeq lists its product as uncharacterized. The record is from RefSeq and is a predicted model, not a curated record. The transcript has 6 exons. NCBI's taxonomy places the organism in Eukaryota, Metazoa, Chordata, Mammalia, Carnivora, Odobenidae. Bases 1 to 933 code for a protein of 310 amino acids.